Molecule: messenger RNA, 1242 nt
Organism: Magallana angulata
Lineage: Eukaryota; Metazoa; Mollusca; Bivalvia; Ostreida; Ostreidae
Product: collectin-12-like
Exons: 4
Coding region: 315-1019 (234 amino acids)
Biological process (GO): biological process involved in interspecies interaction between organisms
Cellular component (GO): external side of plasma membrane
Molecular function (GO): carbohydrate binding
Source: RefSeq, a predicted model, not a curated record
UGCUGUUAGAAUCCGGAAGUUAAUCAAUUGAUCAAUAACUUGUUUUAAUUGGGUAAACCUAGAAUAAAACGUGUUCUAUACGUUAUGUUAGAACAAAAAUGUAUCGCUAAAUUUCUAUUGUAUGUAGUAUGAAGUUUCCUGGUCCUGUAUGAAAAGAAAGUUUAUGAAUAUUUAUUGUCUAAUUCGAUGCAGAAUAUAAAAUGUAUCUGUAAUGCACGGCUAUUUAUUGUCUAAUUCGAUGCUAGAAUAUAGAAUGUAUCUGUAAUGCACGGCUAUUUCAUUUCUAAUAUUGACGUGAAUACAAAGUUGAGACCAUGCUUAGAACAUCGUCUUGGUUUGUUGUUGCUCUCCUAUUUUCAGUCCAUUGUCUGCAAAGACAGUUUUGGUAUUCCAGAUUGUACAAAGAAGUGGCCAACUCAUCCCUUGCCGUGCUUUAUGGAGAAGAUUGUAGUCUUGUUCAUUGUGCAGGACUUUGUUCCGGAGACGACUACUGCAUGGAGUUCCUUUACAGCGAAACAAGUAGACAAUGUAUUGGACUUGCCUGUGUAAGGAAGGAAAGCUUCUCGCAUCAGUAUGUUGUACUUGAAUCUGCACAAAUGUUACGGUAUGGAAAAGAGUUUAAAUGGGUAGAAUAUUUUGGUCAGUAUUAUUUCUAUGGAGAAGAGAAACUCACAUGGGAAGACGCUAAGCUGGCAUGUCAGAAAAAAUGUGCACAUUUGGUGGAAAUUGAAACGAAGGAAAAAUCUGACUGGCUGGCAACUACAUUUCUUUUGAAUGACGGUUGUUCCGAUUUGUACCGAACAUGUACAGCUUGGACUGGACUAAACGAUCGUCAGCUUGAAGGUCACUACGUAUGGGACCAUUCAAACACGUCCAUGGCUUUUAUCAACUGGUAUGAAUACUAUCCAAGCCAGGUUGAUCCGCGAGACUGCGUUGACAUUCUGUGGAAUGGUGCAUGGAACGACAGACCCUGCUCGCAUUUAAACCCAUUCAUCUGUGAGAGGAACAAUGUUACGUAAUAGGCCGUAUAUGGCAACUCGUAUAUGAUACAAUAUUUAUCACAAUGGAGUAGAGGUUAGAUCAACAUGGAUUUUCCUAUUCAAGAUUUAAAAUUGUGACUGCAUCGAUAGUUUCAAAAAUGGGAUGUUGAUCGUAUUUAGAUCAGUUCAUUUGUUAAACAUUAUCUGAAUGCUUUUACAGCUGUCUACAUUGACUUUAUACCCGUAAUAAAACGGCUUUGAU